AUACGAAAAGUCUUCUCUCGCUGCCUAUUCCUUCUUCGUCUAAACCAAAACCCCCAACCCAACUCACUCUCUUGUAGCUGUAGCUGCGCUUGUUUUGGCCGUCAAUGGCGGCCCCGGAGACCAGCCCAACCCCUUCCAGUCUGCGCAACGCCUUUGGCCACGUCUUCUCGAUUUUCAUUCUUAUUUUAAUCGGAGUUCUAGCCUUCUCGAUCCGUCUCUUCUCCGUGAUUAAGUACGAGAGUGUGAUCCAUGAAUUCGAUCCUUAUUUUAACUACAGGGUCACUCAGUUUCUGACAAAGAAUGGAAUAUAUGACUUCUGGAAUUGGUUUGAUGAUCGAACCUGGUAUCCUCUUGGGCGAGUGAUUGGUGGAACUGUUUAUCCUGGACUGACAUUGACAGCAGGCACCUUGUGGUGGUUGUUGAAUUCUUUAAAUAUUCCUCUGUCUGUGGAAACUGUUUGUGUAUUUACUGCACCGAUAUUCUCUGCUUUUGCUUCUUGGGCUACAUACCUUUUGACAAAGGAAGUUAAGGGUGCUGGUGCUGGAUUGACUGCUGCAGCUCUUUUGGCCAUGGUUCCGUCCUAUAUAUCUCGAUCAGUCGCUGGAAGCUAUGACAAUGAAGCUGUUGCCAUAUUUGCUCUAAUCUUCACUUUCUACCUCUAUAUAAAGACAUUAAACACUGGAUCCCUCUUCUAUGCAACUCUAAAUUCCAUAGCAUACUUUUAUAUGGUUUGCUCUUGGGGAGGGUACACCUUCAUUAUCAACCUCAUUCCAAUGCAUGUGCUGCUAUGCAUAGUAACUGGUCGCUACUCUUCUCGAUUGUACAUUGCGUAUGCUCCACUUGUUGUCUUGGGAACAUUGUUGGCUGCUUUGGUCCCUGUUGUGGGCUUUAAUGCGGUCAUGACGUCUGAGCAUUUUGCUUCAUUUUUGGUGUUUAUUAUUAUUCAUGUUGUAGCUCUUGUUUACUAUAUUAAGGGGAUUCUGUCACCAAGAAUGUUCAAAGUGGCUGUUAUGCUUGUGUUGUCAGUUGGCCUGGUAAUUUGCUGCACUGUGGUGGCCGUACUUAUAGCAUUAGUAGCUUCCAGCCCAACAAAGGGUUGGAGUGGGCGUAGUUUGAGUCUGCUUGAUCCAACAUAUGCUAGCAAAUAUAUACCAAUAAUUGCCAGUGUUAGUGAGCAUCAACCACCUACUUGGCCAUCGUAUUUUAUGGAUCUUAAUAUUUUGGCCUUCUUGGUCCCAGCUGGCAUUGUUGCAUGCUUUUUGCCACUUUCUGAUGCAAGCUCCUUUGUCAUCCUUUACAUAGUUACAUCAGUAUAUUUUUCAGGUGUCAUGGUGCGACUAAUGCUUGUACUCGCUCCAGCGGCAUGCAUUAUGUCUGGAAUUGCUCUUUCAGGAGCUUUUGAUGUUCUUACUCGUUCGCUCAAAUUUCAGUUGCCUGGUACAUCAGAAAUUUUUGCAUCUGAUGCGGUGGAUACCGGUUCCGAAAGUGUUAUCUUAAAUAAAGAUGGAGCAAAAGAAGAUAAAAGUGAAAACUCUGUAAAGGAACGACCUUCAAAGAAAAAUAAGAAAAAGGAAAAGGAAAAGGAAAAGGAGAAAGAAAAGGAGAAGGAGAAGGAGAAGGAAAAUGCUGGGACAUCAUCUAGUAGGUCACAUGCUGAGAGAAGGCCUUUGGUUUUACCUGUUGAAGCAUCUGUCAUUGCUAUUUUCUUACUGGUUUUGUUGGUUGCGUUCUAUGUGGUUCAUUGUGUCUGGGCAGCAGCAGAAGCAUAUUCAGCACCCUCCAUAGUGCUAACAUCUCAAUCUCCUGAUGGCCUUCAUGUUUUUGAUGACUUCAGAGAGGCCUAUGCAUGGUUGAGCCAUAACACAGAUGUAGAUGAUAAAGUUGCAUCUUGGUGGGACUAUGGUUACCAAACAACUGCCAUGGCAAAUCGCACUGUUAUUGUUGACAAUAACACUUGGAAUAACACUCACAUUGCUACUGUUGGUACUGCCAUGUCUUCACCUGAAAAGGCAGCUUGGGAGAUUUUUAACUCUUUGGAUGUAAAAUAUGUCCUAGUUGUCUUUGGAGGUCUUGUUGGCUACCCCAGUGAUGACAUUAAUAAGUUCCUAUGGAUGGUUCGGAUAGGAGGUGGCGUCUUUCCUCACAUCAAGGAACCUGAUUAUCUGAGAGAUGGUCAGUAUCGGAUUGAUUCACAAGCCACUCCAACCAUGCUAAAUUGCCUCAUGUACAAGCUAUCUUAUUACAGAUUUGUGGAGACAGAUGGGAAAGGCUUUGAUAGAGUAAGGCGAACUGAAAUUGGAAAGAAAUAUUUCAAACUUACCCAUUUCGAAGAGGUAUUCACUACUCACCAUUGGAUGGUGCGAAUAUACAAACUAAAGUCUCCAAGAAACAGGAUUCGAGGGAAGACAAAGAAAUCCAAAUCGAAAUCUAGCUCGACAAUCAGCUCAAAGAGUAGCAGAACGAGAAAGAAGAAUCCUUGGAAUUAGGAAACAUUUUCUUGUAGGCGGUGAUCUCAGGAAUUCCGUUGUAACACAAGUACAGCAUUUUUACGUAUUCUAUCGAGAGAGAUUUUCUGGCAUGAGUUGGCCUAGUUGCGACAGUAAUUAGAAAAUCAAAGAUUUUGCAGUCCCAAGGUGUUUCUUUAAAUUGUCAGAGGCGAUCUGGACAGAAAAAGAAGAGAGUUUCGGAUCUGCUCUUGCAUCUAGUUGUUUGCAAUUGCACAAGAAAUCUCAGAUAUACAACGUUAUGGCUAAUCAAUGUAUUACACAUUCGCUAAAAGAUUUGCGCUUGUUAUUUUUCGGCACUCAGAUUUUUGGUGAUCAGCAGUGAAUUACCCAAGAAUGUAGAGUCUUGGUUUAGAACCUGUACCCACAAAUCAUCAGGUCGGACGCCGUAUUUUUGGGAUAUCCAAGUUGUUGCCCUGGGAUUCUUGAAUUUCUUUUUUGAAUCUA
Messenger RNA from Coffea eugenioides, 2951 nucleotides. Its product is annotated as dolichyl-diphosphooligosaccharide--protein glycosyltransferase subunit STT3A. The transcript is spliced from 23 exons. Gene Ontology annotation, cellular component: membrane. Gene Ontology annotation, molecular function: oligosaccharyl transferase activity. The record is from RefSeq and is a predicted model, not a curated record. The coding region runs from base 105 to 2486 and encodes 793 amino acids. NCBI's taxonomy places the organism in Eukaryota, Viridiplantae, Streptophyta, Magnoliopsida, Gentianales, Rubiaceae.